Molecule: messenger RNA, 1050 nt
Organism: Vitrella brassicaformis
Lineage: Eukaryota; Vitrellaceae
Source: the annotation of a GenBank genome assembly
AAGAAACGCAUGGAUUCCCGUGUGCGUUGACCAGAACAACAACUCAAAGGCUGUCGAAGUGAAUCGAAGGCUUCCACGCUCCUCGCCGCUGACUUUCUGACUCGACGGCCUCGACGGCUGAUCAGACGUCGCAGAGCGCAUCCCACCGCUAUGCGUCGCAGCCUCUGGGCUUUGGCGAAGAAGGCGCCCAAGCAGAUCAUGUCUGUGAGUGAAACCGCCGCGGAGCGGAUCAAGACGCUGAUGAAGAGCAAAGGAGAGGAAGUGGUCGGGGUCAAGAUCGGGCUGCGGAGGCGAGGGUGUAAUGGGCUGACGUACACGAUGAAUUACACCAACAAGGAGGACAUCAAGAAGGGCGACGAGGUGGUUGAGGACAAGGGGGUGACGGUGGUGGUGGACGCCAAGGCUGUCAUGUUCCUCGUCGGCACUCAGAUGAACUUCGUGGAGACCGACAUCGGCUCAGAAUUCGUCUUCGACAACCCUAACAAGAAGUCCGAAUGUGGCUGUGGACAGAGCUUCAACGUCUGAAGGAAGACCACAGACAGACAGCUGGCCAGGCCGCUGUGGCAAUCAGCCGGACGCUCUGCAACCACACGUGUACGCUAUUUGCUGAUGACAGCGUCGGAUUUGGGAACAGCCAGCCGCGGCAUUUAUCGUUGCCUUGGCUUGUCAGUCGCCCUGCCCCCCUUGGACGGACAGCUCUUUUUCUCGGCUCUCGAGUGAUGUCAUGUCUGGGUCCACCGCCCCCUUUGCUGUCGAUAAUCCCGGGUGGAGUGACAAGACACACUGGGCAGGGGAGAGGCGAGAGUCGCAUGGUGGAGUGUGGCUUGCUGUUGAUGGUACGUAACGUACGCAUCUGCGCAUGAGUGAGUGUGAGCGAGGUGGUUUUUCUCGUAGUGAAUGGACGGACGCAUGGACGGGUGAGGGCUCAUAUUUGUGAGACCAUUGACCGAUUCUUCGGUUGGUCGAGACAACGGUAGUAUGUGUGUGUGUGUGUGCAUGAGUAUGGUGACGGGAUGGGUAGCUGACUGAUAAUUGAGUUUUUGAAGCAAG